Messenger RNA from Capsaspora owczarzaki ATCC 30864, 3187 nucleotides. RefSeq lists its product as hypothetical. The transcript is spliced from 2 exons. Gene Ontology annotation, molecular function: protein binding. The record is from RefSeq and is a predicted model, not a curated record. NCBI's taxonomy places the organism in Eukaryota, Filasterea, Ministeriida, Capsasporidae. Bases 33 to 3047 code for a protein of 1004 amino acids.
GUCCAUUUGUUCCUGAAUCCUGAUCUGAUCUGAUGGAGGACGACAUUUACCUUGAGCCAGACACGAUUGCAGCGAGCAUUGCUGCGUUUGCCCCGCAUCUGAUGCCGGCGUCCAGCGUCAUCAAACCCGCCCCCGACAGCAGCAAAGCCAAUGCCCCUGCCAGCGACAGCAAGAGCACAGGCGGUGCUGCUGGUGCUGCGGCAGCGGCUUCUGCGCAGGAAACUAAAGGAAUCUCUGCUCCUCCGGCAGCCCAAGCAGGGAUUGCCCGCAGCCCGAGCACCGACGCUACAUCAUCAUCAGCAUCAUCAUCAUCAGCAGCAGAGGAGCCCAAAGCCGGCCUCGACUCGGCACAGACGGAGCAGUCUGCGGCCGAAGGAUCGUCGACGCCGAGCGACCAGCGCGAGCGGCGAAUGGGCCGAGCGAUUGGCGACUACACUGCGGAGACGACCGAGGAGCUGACGCUGCGCGCUGGCGAUGUGAUUGAGGUCGUGAUGCAGGUCUCUGGCGGCUGGUGGGAGGGCUUCCUCAACGGCAAGGUCGGCUGGUUCCCGUCCCAUCUCGUCCAUCUCCUGCCUGCUGCUGCUGUUGCGGUUGUUCGCUCGCCCAGCAACGAACCCUCCGCGCCGUCCGCCUCGCCCUACGUCAAGGCCCUCCCCGCUGCCAUGUUCGAAUACGCUCGGGCAACCUACACUUACCAGUCAAACAAGCCAGAUGAGCUGCCGAUGCACAAGGGCGAUAUCAUCCGCGUGUUGCGCAAGUUUGACGAUGGCUGGUGGGAGGGAGAGACAGUGUGCGACGACCCGAAGCGAGGCAUGUUCCCGUCCAACUAUGUUCGAAUGUCGUCCACGGCUCUGGAUCCCGUGCAGCUUCAGCAUCUGCUUGCCAGCAACGGAUCGUCUCUGAGCAGAAGCAACAGCAAGGUUUUGUCGUCCAAUCAACAGCGUGGUUCGCGAACGUCCCAAGGCUCGGAAAAGCUGUACGCGACCAUUGGCGAGGCCACCAGUCACCGUCACCAGCAGCAGCAACAGCCACUCCAGCAUACCGGGGAGCAAAUCUACGCCUCGCCCGACGAUGCAACGGAGAACGAUUACGCUCUCCCGGACUCUGUGCGGGGUGCCGUCAAUUACACUGCAUCCGUAACCUUGUCAAAAGACCGCGCGUUGGCCAAACCCACCACGCUUGGCCGCGACAGCGACAUUGUGCCAGAUGCCUUUGGAGCUCAACUCAAUCUGACGCAACUUGACUCGGCAUCCUCCAGCAUUUCGAAUCUGCGCAUUGGCGGCGCCGCCACCAUGUCGGCCAUCUUGCCCGCAGCGAACGACGAUGUGGGGUACCCUGGGGCCUUUAAAAAUUCAAACGGCUUUGACGCUACGCUGCCCGACAUGCGCCACUCGGUGGCAGUGCCAGGCCAGGAUGCUCCGUCCACGCGGCACCCAUUCGGCCACAUUUUGCAGCGCUCGCAAUCGGACGCUCAAGCCGCCUUGAACGGCGACCAUCCGUAUGCCCGUGUCCACAAGGAUGUGUCUCACUCGCAAGAAAAGGCGGCUCAGACACAGCAGCAGCAACAACGACAACAGCAACAACUUCAGCAACAACAGCCUCAACCGCACUAUCAUGGAGCGGAUGCGCGUGAAGACAACUUCCCGUUGAUUAACGCUCAAUGGAGCAAAAUUGCCCAGCUGCGGCGAGAGAUUCAGGAGCAACUCACGACCGACGUGACGCAGCUGGCCAUGAAGGCCUCCAACGUCCAAUCCGCCAUCACGGGGAACAUUGAAGCGGAUGCCUUCCUCUGGGAGAUGCUCCAACAGCUCCGCAUCCUUCGUGCGUGUCUUGACUCGGUGGAAAGCACCCUCGUCAAGAUUCUGCCCUUGGGCACGUCGCCUGGCUACGAAAAGACGAAACGUGAAGACGCACAGCGCCAGUCACUGCUGGCGGCACCUUCUGCCCACACGCAGCAUGUGUCCCAGCAGGACAGUGCUCACUUGGGGGCGCCAGAGCAAGACCCCCAGCAGCGCUUGUCGGCUCGCAAAGAGGUGUCCAGUGUCAUGUUUGCUGCCGUUUCCACCGUCAAGCGUGUUGUGGUGGAUGCUGGCGCCGCUCCAGCAGCUCCAGUCUCCUCCUCCUCCUCCUCCUCCUCCUCCUCCUCCUCGCAGACUCAGACUCGCCCCGCUCCCAGCACCUCUGCCCCUGCUGACGACGAGCCAGUGUUUGUUGCGACCGUGACCAAGGCCACACGCAUCAGCACCAAUCCCACGCGUCCCGCUGACGUCCCCACCACGACGCCUGCGGCCUCAUUCGCCGCAUCCAGGUCGGCAGAGAGCAUCCCCUCGCACGAAUCGGCUUCCCUCACUGCAUCGGACAUUCGGCGCAUGUCAAAGCAGUCUUCGGCCCAAGAUGUCAGCACGAGCCACGGCUCGUCCGCGGACGAAUUGCCUGCAAUGUCCAAGAGCAGCACGAGCAUCCCAUCCGAAACUGCCGCCUCCACCCCACCGAAGGGAGCCGGUGGCAUUAGCGGGCGUCGCGCAUCGGCGGAUCACCUUCGCUCUGGUCCCUCGGACAGCUCGUUUGACCGCACGAGCAACCACUCAUUCCGGCCCGCCAACGCCUCCUCGUCGACGUCGUCGUUGUCCGGCACAGCGUCGCCCAGCUCAAGCGCAGGCCAUCAUCUGCCGCGUGCCUUGCGAUCACCCUCCGCGUCGUCAUCUCCGGCCCAAGCGAAGGCCAACGCGCAUGCGGCUGAAGCAUCUCCGUCCACAACUGCAGCUGGUGACGCGUCCGUGCGCUCCCACACCAAGGCGUCUCGUCACACUUCGGCUUCCGCGUCCUUCUCCUCGUCGGCGGCAGGCAUGUUCUCCGACGACUCGCCCAACAGCAAGGAGCGCGGCCGCCUUGCGUCCGUCUCGGAGAGCUUUGAGCGAAGCAAGCCGCGCGAGCAAUCCAAGAGCAUGUAUGGGCGCCCUCCAGGCAAGCUCAACUCGAAUCUCCUCGCCAAGUUUGACAAGGACACACCGAAAGCAGCAGCGUCCCCAUCGGCUGGCAGCAAGUAGUGGGUCCACUUUGAGUUUUUUUUUUCCGUAUGAUGAUUCGUUUGUUUGUUGCAAGGGUUGUUGUUGAUGUGUUGUUGGAGUCAUUGCUGUAGUUGCUGUUUUUGGAUGUCGAAAAAAAAAUGUCAUUGUUGCUUUGGUCC